GGCGGGAUUCGGUUGGGUGGAUUGUUGUGUUGGGGUCCUCCCACCACCCCGGCGGACACCAUUCGGGUGCUGGAGGCGGAGGUGGCGAGCCUGGAGAGCCUGCACAAGACCCUAGCGGUGGAGCUCUCCGAGCUGCGUGCCGAGCGGGCCCGCGCGCUGGUCAGCCGCACUCUGGCCGGGCACUGCCGUAACGCCCUGGGGUAUGCCACCUCGGCGUACUGCGUGUACAAGAUGUACACCAGCCUGAAGGCGCUGCUGGUGGGCGAGGAGGACCUGCGCGGCGACACGGUGGGGCGGGCACUGGGCUGCCUGCUGCGGCGGGUGACCCACGGGUCGCUGCACCCCGACGAGGCGCUGCUGAGCCAGUACGUGAGCCUGGCGUUCAUCGGCGGCAUCAGCGCCAUGUCGCUGCGGGGCUUCCUGAAGAACCUGAGGAAGCUCUUCUCGCUGCGUCUGGUCCGCGGCGCCGGCACCGCCAGCGGCCUGGUGUUGCUGCUGAGCGAGGUGACGGGGUGCUACGCCGUGAGCAGCCUGCUGCUGGUGCGCAGGAACGUGCCGGCGGGGUACCGGGGGCACAUGGACGCGGCCAUGGGGGGGCAGCUGGAUUUCCAGUUCUUCCACAGGUGGUUCAACGGCCUCUUCCUGGCCAGCGCGCUGCUCACCCUGCUGCUGCUGUACGGCCAGUAUCAGGCGCACCGGUACGACCCGCUGCAGCUGCUGCCCGUACACACCAGCAGCGGCGGAGGCGGAGGGGGCGGUGGUGGCAGUACGGCAGGGCUACUAGCCAGAGCGGCAUCGCUAUCCUCCUUGGGAGCAGCAGCAGCAGGGACAGGGGCGGCGUCUAACGGGCAUCAUCAACUGCACCAUGCUAAUCUGCAUCUAGGGACAGGCGGUGACGGCAGCAGCAGCAGCAAGGCGAACGGCGAGCGCCGCAGCGCUUCUUCCUCGUCUUCGUCCUCGUCCACGUUUGGGUGGCGCUCCGCGUUUUCCACAUCAGCUGCUUACUUCAAGGGAACGCGGGGGCGUAGUGGCAACACGGGGAAAUGAGGGGAAGGGGAUGUGAGGAGGGGGGGUAUUGAAAGGGAUCAGCCAACUGGGCUGAGCCAGGGGAUUAAUAGGGAUACAUAUUCCGCAUUAGGCUGGAUUUUGGGAUUGAGGAAGGGGAGGAGGAUGGAGGGGCUAUGUAGGUUAUGGGAGCGCGGGUGAGCAUUGCAGUAGCAGCAAGAGAGAGAGAGAUUGAGAGAGAAAUGACAACCCCCACGCGCGCGCAUUUACUUGUGUUUGUGGAGCGACUGUAUCCUUGUCUCGGUGUAUAGUGGGAGGAAGGGCGGGAAGAGCGAAAUGACGGUGGUUGUUUGGCUUCGGGAGGUGGCACUCCUGUUUGCUUAAUGCAGUUUGGUUACCCCAUGCGUGGGUGAAGGCCUUUUGAGAAGCCAUUGCUGCGGGUUGUGUUACUAACCUGACACGCAUACCUAGUGCACGUGACAGUAGAUGUGAACUUGCAGACUUGACAGGAGGCAAGCCUGUCAGCAUUGCUUGUGGCAGCGAUGGAUACCUCAAGAGGGGGUUGGCUCACGGAUGGUACAGUUACCGUCUGCACGCUUGGGGCUGCGGACAUGCGCAGAUGCGCGACUGCGUGCAGGGAGGCACCCUGUGCCAUUGUAAGCUGGAUUCGAUUUA
Molecule: messenger RNA, 1680 nt
Organism: Astrephomene gubernaculifera
Lineage: Eukaryota; Viridiplantae; Chlorophyta; Chlorophyceae; Chlamydomonadales; Astrephomenaceae
Source: the annotation of a GenBank genome assembly